AGCCAAAUGAAAGAAAAGACUCUUUUCGAUGAUAUGUCAUUUGUUAUGAUGCAUCGACAAUUCUCGGUGUCGUUUUUAUGGACCGCGUAAUGUGUAUUAACUCUGGAAAUAAAUGUCAACAUAGCGUUAAACCUUGAAAUUAUUUUUUAAUUUACUUGAAAUCGACUUUUUUAAUAAUGGGUCUAUUUUCUAUUCGCGCUUCACGAACCCGCUCAAUUUAUUGAUAGUGUGCGGUGGGAACAAAACCAUAUUCGAGACUAAAAUUUUGCCAUCAUGGUAAUUUCUGUAAUUAAUUGGAUGACAUUGACGUUGCUAACAACAAAUAAGGAUGGACCUACCGGUUGUUAUGGGAGUUGGCCGAUAUCUAUUGAGUAAAGCUUGCGUGCAUCCACCGCGUGGUCUGGUACAUGAGAUGCGAGGUAUAUAACAGCUGCCUGGAAACAGAUCGCCUCCAUUACUCACCUAGCCCUUAUAGACGUGUUUCAUCAUAAUAGACGAUCGUUCUUAAAAUCAAGUCAUCAUGCGUGAAUGUAUUUCUCUCCAUGUUGGUCAAGCCGGAGUCCAGAUGGGCAAUGCCUGCUGGGAGUUGUACUGUCUUGAGCAUGGCAUCCAGCCUGAUGGUCAGAUGCCCUCAGACAAGACCAUCGGAGGUGGUGAUGACUCCUUCAACACCUUCUUUAGUGAAACUGGAGCUGGAAAGCAUGUUCCUCGCGCCAUUUUCCUUGACCUCGAACCAACUGUUGUAGACGAAGUUCGCACUGGGACGUACCGUCAACUCUUCCACCCUGAGCAGCUGAUUUCCGGCAAAGAAGACGCAGCUAACAACUACGCCCGAGGUCACUACACCGUCGGGAAAGAGUUGAUCGAUAUAGUUCUGGACAGGGUUAGGAAGUUGGCUGACCAGUGCACUGGACUCCAAGGAUUCCUAAUCUUUCACAGCUUUGGUGGAGGCACCGGCUCAGGAUUUACAUCCCUGCUCAUGGAGCGUCUGUCUGUUGACUACGGGAAGAAGUCUAAGCUCGAGUUCGCCAUCUAUCCUGCACCCCAGAUCUCAACCGCAGUUGUAGAACCCUACAACUCGAUCUUGACUACCCAUACUACCCUGGAGCACUCCGACUGUGCCUUCAUGGUCGACAACGAGGCUAUCUACGAUAUCUGUCGUCGUAACCUCGACAUCGAACGGCCGACUUACACCAACCUCAAUCGUCUCAUUGGGCAGAUCGUAUCGUCAAUUACUGCUUCUCUGCGAUUUGAUGGCGCCCUUAACGUCGAUCUUACUGAAUUCCAGACGAAUUUGGUUCCUUAUCCGCGAAUUCAUUUCCCUCUGGCUACCUAUGCACCAGUUAUUUCUGCUGAAAAGGCCUAUCAUGAGCAGUUGUCUGUUGCUGAAAUUACUAACGCCUGUUUCGAGCCCGCCAACCAGAUGGUAAAGUGUGAUCCCCGGCAUGGCAAGUACAUGGCCUGCUGUCUCCUGUACCGUGGUGAUGUCGUCCCCAAGGAUGUCAACGCUGCCAUCGCUACCAUCAAGACCAAGCGUACCAUCCAGUUCGUCGACUGGUGUCCAACUGGUUUCAAGGUCGGUAUCAACUACCAACCACCCACCGUCGUUCCCGGUGGUGAUCUUGCCAAGGUCCAGCGUGCUGUCUGUAUGUUGAGCAACACUACCGCCAUUGCCGAGGCAUGGGCUCGUCUUGACCAUAAGUUCGAUCUGAUGUACGCCAAGCGUGCUUUCGUCCAUUGGUACGUCGGAGAGGGUAUGGAAGAAGGAGAAUUCUCUGAGGCUCGUGAAGAUUUGGCUGCUCUCGAAAAGGACUACGAAGAGGUCGGAACUGACUCCCACGAAGAAGAAGAAGGAGAGGAAGGAGAUGAAUACUAAGCUUUGAUGUUUGAUUUGUCUUACCUUAUUCGACUUUGAUUUUUAUCAAUCAACAUCGUGAUGAUGGUAUUUGAUUUGUUUUUCCUCGCCGUGUCUCUUUCUGUGAAUGUAUAGUAUGUUAUCUCGCGCGUUCCAUCUAAUAUGAAUGUUUUCAUGACAAAAUUUAACAAAACAAAAUAAUGUGAAGGUGCGCAUCAAGGAUGUCACAAUGCGGAUAAAGGGGAGGAUUUUUUUUUUCGAAUUUGUAGAAGACUGAAUAGUAAAACUAAAGAGGGAUCUAACUUUAAAAAAAAUCCUAAUAGUGUCAACAGAGCAUAAUGAGGGGGCAAAUCCUUACUUAAAAAUGCAAGGUUUUUCCAUUAUAAUUCUCAAAAGGGGAUACUCAGGGGGAGGCACUUCUCAUUUGCCCCCCAUCCUCCCUCACUCCCGUUAAGCCAAUGGGUAUAUUUGUGUGUGUAUUUUGUGUGUAUUACGAUAAUAAGAGGGUAAUUGCAAUAUUUUCGUAUUUUCUCUUCAACAUUGUCUGAAUUAUUAUACGUUGCAGUCAUACCAACGAAACCGACCCCAUUUUGACCGAUGGUUUGUCAUUGAUAAUAACGUAAUAAGUCUCGAAUUGGUUACAGCAUUGUGGCUGAAGCGGUUUUUUAUUUCAUUCCUUUUUUGUCCGCGAUGGUAAAAUUCAUAUUUGAAUGUUAAUUUUCCAGUCGUAAUGUAAAAAUCAAAUUUGCGCCCGAUCUCCACUAGCAAAAUUUCAUAAUGUUCAUAUGAUCAAAUCAUAUUGAAACGACGGAUUGCAAAAGUCCGUUAGAGAUUGAACAAAUUUUAAUCAGACAUGGAAAUUUUGAUGGAGAAUGACAAACUUAUCAUUUUUUAUAUAAUAUGUUGUUCUAGAUCAAUAAACACAGAGACUAGAUUUUAUGAUCAAGUCAGUAAGGAAUAAUUAUGAACAAAACAAAUUGAAUCAAAUAGUAUCAAACUCAUGAAUAAUCAUACUUAAUUGUCAGAAUUAAAGAAAUGUACUUUCUUGCCUUUCAAAUGUGUAAUAAAGUUUACAAUAUGAAUCUGUUCUGAAA
Molecule: messenger RNA, 2949 nt
Organism: Lytechinus pictus (painted urchin)
Lineage: Eukaryota; Metazoa; Echinodermata; Echinoidea; Temnopleuroida; Toxopneustidae
Product: tubulin alpha-1 chain-like
Exons: 3
Coding region: 521-1876 (451 amino acids)
Biological process (GO): microtubule cytoskeleton organization; mitotic cell cycle
Cellular component (GO): microtubule; cytoplasm
Molecular function (GO): GTP binding; structural constituent of cytoskeleton
Source: RefSeq, a predicted model, not a curated record